Nomia melanderi (Alkali bee) is the source of this 7054-nucleotide messenger RNA. The record is from RefSeq and is a predicted model, not a curated record. Lineage: Eukaryota; Metazoa; Arthropoda; Insecta; Hymenoptera; Halictidae.
GAAGUAAAGAUCAAUUAUUCGCGGCGAGAGGCCCGCACUCCGCAGAGUCGUGCGUUGGGUUCGGUGCGCGUCAACAUCAGCUGUUGUUUCGCUCUCGCGUGAAAUGACAGUUUCGUGGAGGUUCACGAUGUGGAAAUCGUUUUCGUGAGGGUGUUCCGUGUACCGUGCAGGCGAGCCGGGUUCGAUCCACUCUCGGAAAAGAUGAACGGGAGCCUGGGAAUAAUGCGCGGACCUGAGCAACAUCCACAGAGGUUCGCGGAUUAUUUUGUCAUAUGCGGGCUGGACAAAGAUUCGGGCCUGGAGCCAGACAAAUAUUUCGGGGACUCGUUACAAUGCACACCUCUGGACCGGGCGUAUAAGAGCAAAGUACUGGGACACUAUCCGGACUCUGUACCAUGGAAUCCUUUCGACGAGCACGCUGUUUGCAUGCUUUGCCUACCGAGCGGGCUGAGAUUCCGCACCCAGAAGCACUCCGUGGAGCCGACGUUCCACUCUUUCGUGCUCACCAAGGAGGACGGGCACAGAACGUACGGGUUCAGUCUUGUUUUCUACGAGGAGUGCCGGAACCGGAAAAUAUGCGCGGCUAUGCAAACACUGCAGGCGAUGCAUAUCACGGAACUGAGCAGCGGCCAAAACGGUACACCGCCAACGGUAAGAAAAGGACAGGAUGGACACAACACACGUUCGUUGCCACGGCACUUCAAGCUAUCAGCACAUUCGCCGAGCGCCGCGUUAGGCUACUAUGACUCUACCAAAGACAAGUUGCUAGUGACUAAAUCGAUAUCCUUGCUAUGCCAGCAGCCUUACCUUCACGCGGCAAAAACGUUCCUCACUAAUCUCUACAAAUGUGUUCCUAGACACCCAGGACCUGGUCUUAGCUUAGAGUCCUACGUGUACAAUCUCCUUUACAAUGUACCGGUACCAUUGCCUGGAAAGUCACUGAAGUUCUUCGUUCCCAACGAUGAGCCAGCGAAAUCGCCAUUGGAACUGGUCAUACACCAUCCGACGCCGCUGCAGGAAUUACCGAUGCUAGAUUACCCUUUGAAAGACAUGUUUACGUGGCUCGGCGCCGACUGCGUGAUUCAGUUAUUCACUUGUGUCCUGUUGGAGAACCAGGUGUUGCUCAGGAGCACGGAUUUCCACAAGCUGAUGGUGGUAUCCGAGUGUAUAACGGCACUCCUCUUUCCAUUUUCCUGGCAACAUGUGUACGUACCUAUAUUGCCCGCCAGCCUGCAUCAUUUCUUGGACGCGCCGGUACCGUUCAUAAUGGGUCUCCACGUUCAGAGCGAGGGCGGUGUACUGAAAAUUGCUAGCGAAGCAAAUCUUUGUUAUGUAGAUAUAGAUAAACAGAGUAGCCAAUUUCCGGAAGAAUUACCUGUGUUUCCUCAUAAGAUGCAAUUCAUUGCCGAGAUUAGAGCUCUUCUAAACAAGUACAAAGUACCAUACUCAGGAAAGACUGAUAACAUGGUCAUCAAUCAUUACAAUGGCGACAUCAUGACUAGUAGUUUGACGCUUCCUGGUUCCGGGUUUCAUCUUCCUCGUAGAAAACACUCAUUACAUGAUGUUCUCGAUUGGGAUCGACCCGAUUCAACACCACAAUCUGACGCAUUACAAAGAAUAGUAGAUAUCGUUACACGAACAGGAGUGAAUGUAGACGACAUUGAUUCUAUAGAGGACAACGUAAAAGAAAGGAUACUAACACCUCAAGAGGAGUAUCAAGAGACACUUAUGUUUAAUAAUGCCAUUAGAGAGAUUUUUUUGAAUCGUUUUGUACAGAUCUUUUCUAGUUAUGAACACUUUGUUAUUCAACCAAGUCAGGACAAGGAUGAAUGGUUGAAUAAUAGAGACAGUAUGCAUGUUUUUGAUAAGGCUACAUUUUUAUCUGACCAACCCACGCAGCAUUUGCCAUUUCUGUCUAGAUUCCUAGAGACGCAAAUGUUUGCAUCUCUGGUAGACAGUAAAGUUAUGUCAACGUGGAGCGAACUUGAUUUUAAUAUACGAGUUUUUGACCAAAGAAUUUCGUUCUUAAGGAAAAAAGUUGGCGAGGGAAUUGUUCGAUCAACACGAUACGAACCCUGCACAAGUGUAGAAGAGUCACAGAAGGUGUUAGAGCUAAGAUUAACAAAUGUGGAUUUCGAAACGAAUCCACCCACUGAAAUGCUUCCUCAUAGAGCAGCGUAUUUUCGAAGUUUUCCUUUGCUAGACAGUGUUGCAUUAAAUAAGGAACCAGCUCAGAGCAUACUUCGCAGUCGGAGGGGACAAACUCAAUGGAAGUAUAAAAUGAAAUCUAUGGAAACGAAUGGGAAGCCACCUGCACCUCAAGAGACUCAGUCACCUAGGCCACAGACCAAGCUUUCAGCGGACAUGAGUCCAGCAUUAAUUGCCCAAGCUAAUUGGACUUUCGUUGAAAAAUUGCUCAAGGAUUGCAAAUCGAAGACAAAAAGGAUGUUAGUUGAAAAAAUGGGCUCUGAAGCUGUUGCACUGGGUCACGGAGGGGAGUCUUUGUCCGAUGUAGAAGAAAAUACUUUAGUUGCCAGUCUUUGCGAUCUCUUGGAACGUGUUUGGAGUCAUGGAUUACAAAAUAAACAAGGGAAAAGUGCUCUUUGGUCGCAUCUCACCAUGUAUCAAGAGUUGGAAGAGUGUAACGACGCGACUAAAUCUAUAGAUCCUAAUUUUCUUUCUCCUGACAAGAAAUCACCAAAUAAAUUUUUUGGAUUACCGGACCGUUUAAUUUCAUCGUUUAAGGGCAGAAAUAUUUUUGAGAUUGCUUCUUAUAUCAAGGAGAAUUUUAAUGAUUUAUCGAAUUUGGCAUUGGAAACCGAUGUUUCACCAACCCGAGGAUCAGACAAACAUAAAUCUCCUGGAGACAGAAAGAUUGGGCCUGAACACCUGAGGCCUUUACCUGAUUCUUUACUCUUUGAUAUUAGAAAUGUUCAAGCCAUGACAGAUAUCAAGACUCACAUUGGAUAUGCCAGAGCUUGGGUUCGAUUGGCAUUGGAGAAGAAACUUCUUUCUCGUCAUUUGAAAACGUUAUUAUCUGACACGACUUUAUUGAGGAGUCAAUAUAAACGUUCAGCAUUUCUACGUUGCGAAGAAGAGAAAGAGCAAUUCUUGUAUCAUCUUUUAACAUUGAAUGCAGUAGAUUAUUUUUGUUUCACUAACAAUUAUCCAACUACCAAAUUGCCAUAUAGGGUUGUCAUAUUUCCUAGUCGUAAAGCGAGUGCAGCUACUACUUCAGCGAACAGUUGGAUCGCUAUUUCAGGCAGCCUUUGCGAAACAAAUCCAGUUCCCAUACCCAAGGGAGCAUUAGAAUUUGUAUUUCACCAUAAAAAUUUGGGUGUGCUCUCUACAUUACGCAUAGGACAUGACAAUACAGGUCUUUCUCCUAAAUGGAUGGUAGAACACGUCGUGAUAAGAAAUGAAGUUACAGGGCAUACGUUUAAAUUUCCUUGUGGUAGGUGGCUCGGCAGAGGUAUUGACGAUGGCUCUACCGAGAGAUUGUUAGUAGGGGCUUUAGUACCUCGUAGCAUUGAUAGCGAAGAACUAGUUGAAUCAUGUUCAACACCACCCAGGUGUAGAUCGCCUAGUAUUCCCAGGCGACCCAUAUUAUCUCAAGUUGAGUUGCAACAUAUGCUAGGAGAAGCUGUAAAUGCAAUUGUUAAAUUCCACUAUAGAAGAGAGUGCCAAGAUGGCUCCCUGACAGCUUUACUUUGUGGAGAAGGCGGUCUCGUCCCGUCAUUAGAGCAAAUAUUUUUAUUCGGGUUCAAAAACCAGAGGAUAUUUGGCAGAAAUUUUUAUGUUUGGGACUAUCUCUUGCGCAUCAAGGAGAAUUUUGAAAUUUCAUUACUGGAAGAAAUGGAUGAAUAUUCGCAACGACUGAACAGAGAUAGGCGAGCUGCACAUGCAGAGAGUAAUCAGAGGUUUGCAACUUUGAGAUGUUAUUGUCACCUCAUUGAUCAGAUUAACAUGUUCAGCCAAACUCUUGGUAAAGAUGGGAAGUUUCAACUGUUUAUCUGCUUGGCAGCGAGGGAGCAGCUUCUUCAUUCGAUGCUACGACCAAUGAGUGAAGCACGUUCUACCGCAGACAUGUACGAAGAAAGUUCAUUUCUGAGGAACCGUACGUUAUUAAAUUUUCUCGUUCAUAUUCUCGAGCCAUUGUGCGAAUUCCACAUUGUUCUUGAAAAGAGUCUGACUCACGGAAUUUCAAGUAUAUGUUAACUUACAAGAAAACAUUCCGUUUGAUUAGGACAUGUUUCUUUGAAGCAACACAGUUUCGCAAAUUCUAAAUAAUAUGAAGUGAAAAAAAGAAUGAGAGUUAUAUUGGAGAAAUGAAGAAGUUUCUAAACUUAUUAUUAAGGAACUAAAGAGGAAUUUAAUAACGCAAAUGAAGACUGUUACAGAACUGUAAAAUAGUCGUUUUUAGAUGACAAAUCAUUUGAUGAGAACGUUAAUACGUGAGUGAUAACGAACGCGAAUAGAUAAAGAAAUCGUAGAUCUUGCUCUGUUUCCAUAAAUUAUGACAACAAUGAAGAUAAGAGUCAAAGCGAAGAUGAAUUUAAUUCAGCCCAUCUUGCCCUAGUUAUUCGUAUAAAGCAAACUGACGAAUCGUGUACCAAAGAUGUGAUCCUAUUAGUUGUUAAUAUUAGUAUUAUUGAUAACGUCAUUAUUCUUAAGUCUUUAGUUUUUUUACAGAUUUUUAGUAAGCAGACAUUUAAGGAAAGCGCAAACAAUGUGUAUCGCGAUGACCGAAAAGAUAAAAGGGAAGAGUAUGGUUUUUACAUAUUCUAUCAGUAAUUAUCUCAAUUGAACAAUUAAAACGAAAACAGAAUCUUCUUCCAAAAAUAGAAUAGAAAAAGUUUACAUAAGGUUAUUCUCAAAGCAGUUUCAUGUAUUGUAUAAUGUUUCCCAUUUCUUAUACAUUGUUUAAUCAUGUGAACAAAUUUUUACGAUAUUCCAUAAUACUCUCUUUUACAAAAUUGCAUUCGGAUACUUUUAUUUUUAUUAGUUGAAAAAAAAUAUUUAAUGAUAUGUUUUAUGUUUUAUCCAUAUUUAAAAUCAGGCAAUUGUAUUCGGUUUUUGUACUUUUCUUUUGAUCAAAUAAUUUCCUGCAUUUUGUACUUUUCAUUUUUACAAGAUUUGAUGCUCGACCGGUGUAUUAUAGUUCAUAUAAAAACCAAAAGGAUAUAAUGCAUCAUAAAAAACAUUCAAAUGCGUUUUACAAAAAUGGACCAAAUAACGUAAUCGUUUAUUAUAACUUCUGAAGUGCGGUCGUUCAUUUUUUUAACAUUCAGGGUACAUGACAUUGGUCCCAAUUAUUCUUCAAACUUUUAAGGUACUUGAUGGUCGGCGGAACUUGAUGGUAAUACCAACGUUUCGCUGGAAUAGUUACCAGAGUACAAUUUCACCGCUAAUAUUUCACGUUCAAUAACGCAUAGAUAGGAAUCAUUCUGUCGUCGUAUUAUUAAUCCUUGUAAUAUUGCUCGCCCCUUGUAUGGUUAUGUGCGAAUGACACUUCUAAUUUCAAAUGGUCUAAUUUUCAAUGCCUUUACUGUUUUUAAGUAGUAUAAGGAAGAUUGACGAUUUGCAAAAUUUGGCACAAUAUUUGAAUUAGAAAAGAAAUUAAUUUAUUUAUAAAUUCCUUUAAUACAAAUACUGAAUAACAGUUGAUUUUGAGUAAAGAAGAAAUUACAUUACACAUCUCUGUUGCUACCCUUAUCUCCAUUCGCACAUGAUCAACGUGUAUAUUCAUUGUAUUCAUGUUGCUAACAAAUACUCUUUGUGAGCUGCGUAAAUUUGUGAACGUAAAAGUUAAGCCCUAGUUUUUGUUAACACAUUACUUGUCAAGUAGAAAUAUUUUUCAAUUUCUUCUUUCAACGUAUACCAUUCAUAAGUUUUAGGGUUUAUAGAAAUGGAGCACGUAGGCUUCUUUACACUAAAGUACAUUUUACUAACUUAUACACAUAUUUCUAUAUUCAAAAUUAAUUGAAUUCUCUUGUUAAACAAGUCACAAAUUAGAGGCAGGAAGCAAUGUGUUAACAUAUGAAUGAAAAGAAGAAGAGAAGAGGAAAAGGAGAGUAGAUUCUAUUGGUUUAUUAUUAAUUAUUUCAUUAGUUUUUGGUUUACACUUCAGAUUUAGUUGUUAAACAAUUAUGUUACUGCAUAAUGUUAAAACAAGUAAUAAUACUCAUAUAAUGAUCUAGUUGAAUUCCUUUUUCUGUUUUUUCAGGUGUAAAUGAUAAACCUGUUUUUCUUUUAAGGGAAUAGUGUGUAUGCGUGUAUAUGUGUAUGUAUGUAUGUACGCAAUCGUUUUAAUGAUAAUUGUAUUUUCGACUGAAAGAAAACAAUGAAGAAAAUGUUAUUUUAGUUAACUGUAAAACGUGUACUAUGAUCGUUUUAGAUCAAGAAGUCAUGUGUUGCAUUUUAUUAUUUUGUUUUAUAGUUUACACGUGCCUCGUGUAGUCAUGUCAUAGUCACGAGAAAUUUAUAAUAUUAGUUACAAUUCUUUUAUCAUUAUAACUAUAUUAAAGUGACACUGAUCAUUUGUCUUUAUACUUUCAAGGUAAAACGUUAAUUUUAGUUCUGAGAAAAUGGAUACGGAAAAUAUUUAAAAAAUUUCUAAGAAUAAAGAGAUCAAUCUUGAUUGUCAUCCCUUUUGGAAAUUAAGUAGAAUUAAAAGAAUGUUUCUAGAACGAUUGGAAUGCAAAAACAAAUUUAAACAAUCAUAUUGUUUCUAAACUAUAAAUUCUUCUACAUGACUUCCACGAACUCGAUGAACUACAAGAUUUCUAAUACUCAGUUGGAUAUAAGAUUACUUGUAGAUUUCAGUUAAAGUUUCUUAGUUGUGACUAUCUGAUCAUGAUCUAUGUUCGAUUGUUCCUCAUUGAGAAAACCGUUAUUCUACAUGAUUUGUACAUAAGUGAGAAAUUAAGAAGCUUGAUGUAUCGUAUAGAAUCUUUUACAAGACGACCGUCAUAAUAGAAUUGUAUAUAUAAAAAUGGCAAAAUAAGAUAUAACAUUGUACAGUAGAAUAAAAGAUUACCAAAUAAAAGAGUUU